CCUGUAUUUCGACACAGGAUUUGCAGCACAGGUAGAGCAUAUCACAGCCCACAAAACGGUAAUAACCCGCAUAAAGCACUCAGAUUACUCCGCUGGCACUGUUAAUAUUACAUGUUGUGGGCCUACCUGCUUGGAGGUUUUCUCCAGCUGCCUCCUUUUGCUCAGUUUCCAGGUCUUCAUCUGUCCACCACAUCCUACUCCAUGUUAGGCGAUAUAAGGGGGUGACAAAGACUGUUUAACAUGUUUUCUGUAACAUCUUCUGCCACCAUUGUUUGUAAUUUUGUCGUUUAACAUUACAUUUCUAUUCCCAUUCAACUCCACCCUGUCCAUCUUGUUUUUUCUUAUUUCCCGCUUUGCCCGUGACAUCACCGAAUGGACCGUAUGGACUAAUUUAAACGGCUCAUGGGAGGGGACCGCGCCUCUAUGGCAGACCACUGCGCAUGCUCAGGAGUAGCCUGCAGAUGGUUUUAGUAAGGCGACAUCCCUCAUCAGAUGGGCUGUUCCAAAAUCAGGUAUCACAUGUCAGCAGUGGGCCGUGCAGCGUACAGUAGGGAAGUAAAGACACUUCCUUCUUCCUACCUCACUGGUUGCUCACACGGACCACUCAGUAUAGUAGGAAGUCUGACAUUCGUGGCAAUGGAGAUCCUGAAGCUCGUCAAGGGCUGCUUCUAUUGACUCAUCUGAUUUCCUCCCUGUUGUUAAGAAGCCACAGCAAAUGUCACCGGGUUUAACCACGGAAACUAUUCACUUGUACUGUGUUAAACUCGUCUGAGCUCAACCCUUUAUUCAGCCACAAUGGCUGCGACGUAGCGCAACUUUUGGAUCCACGGUGGAUGAACGAGGGCGCUCCGGGGCGCAGCUAACUUUUACUGACUUUGAGGAGACACAAGAGAAAAAAAGAUGAAGAAACAGUUUAAUCGCAUGAGGCAACUCGCCAACCAGACAGUCGGAAGGGCUGAGAAAACUGAGGUGCUGAGUGAUGACCUCCUACUGAUUGAGAGGCGGAUGGAGUUGGUGCGUUCGGUGUCGCACAACACACAUAAGAGGCUGGUGUCCUGUCUGCAGGGUCAACUGGGCACAGACACAGAGAAGAGACACAAAAAGCUGCCAUUGACGGCGCUGUCCCAAGCCAUGCAGGAGGGAGGCGGUCAGCUGGGAGACGAGAGUCUGAUUGGUAAGAUGAUGGAUGUGUGUGGAGAGGCCGAGAGCAGAUUAGCAACCGAGCUUAUGCAGCAUGAAGUCCAGAUCGAGAGAGACAUCCUUGAACCUCUAAAUCAGCUGGCAGAGCUGGAGAUUCCAAAUAUUUUAAAGCAGAGAAAGCAACUGGCCAAACUGGUUCUGGACUAUGACUCAGCCAAGACGAGGUGGUACCAGGCAACAAAGUCCAGCAACCAGGCGAUGGCAUCUAAGGUGGACUCUCUCAAAGACGAGAUGGACGAGGCUCACAAUAAAGUAGAAAUAUGCAAGGACCAGCUUUCUGCAGACAUGUACAACUUUGCUUCCAAAGAGGGAGAUUAUGCGCGUUAUUAUGUCAUGUUAUUAGAGGACCAGGCUGAGUACCACAGGAGGUCUCUGGCAGCUCUCGAGGCAGCUAUACCAACCAUCCAAAUACAGCAAGACUCCUGGAUGGAGAAGCCAGCCUAUGGAACGCUUCUGGAAGAGCACCUGAAGAGGAGCACCCGUGAGAUUGCUCUGCCCAUCGAGGCUUGCGUCAUGAUGCUGCUGGAGACCGGCAUGAAGGAGGAGGGUCUCUUCAGGAUAGCUGCAGGAGCUUCCAAACUGAAAAAGCUAAAAGCAGCACUGGACUGCUCAACCUCUCAGCUUGAGGAGUUCUACUCUGAUCCCCAUGCCGUCGCCGGAGCCCUGAAGUCGUACCUUAGGGAACUUCCUGAACCUCUAAUGACUUUCAGCUUGUACGACGAGUGGCUGCAGGCCUCCAAUGUGACUGACUCUGACAAGAGGCUGCAGGCCUUGUGGGUGACAUGUGACCGUUUACCAAAGACUCACAAAGCAAACCUCAGGUAUCUGGUGAAGUUUCUGGCGAAACUGGCUCAGGACAGCGACGUUAAUAAGAUGACUCCCAGCAACAUCGCCAUAGUCCUGGGUCCCAACCUGCUCUGGGCAAAGACAGAGGGGACACUGGCAGAAAUGGCAGCAGCUACAUCUGUCCAUGUUGUUGCCAUCAUUGAGCCCAUUAUCCAGCACGCUGAUUGGUUCUUCCCUGAAGAGGUGGACUUCAACGUUUCAGGCAUGUUCGCCCUGCCCACCCACCCAGCCACCCCUGACCCUGAACCCGGCCUGGAGAGGAAACGCCCUGGCAGCCUGGUUGGGCAGGACGGGGACAGUCACACACCCCGUAAAGACAGCCCUGUUAACAAAGUGCCGGAGCCCGCUCCACGUAGAGCCAACACUGUUAUUAGAAAGCAUCCACAUCUAACCUCACCCACCUUCCAACCCCCACUGCCCCCUCUGGAAGCCUGGGGCGCUGCUCAGACUGAGCCCCUGCCCCAGGUCCUGUCCCUGGCUGCGCAUGCCGAUCAGCCUGGCCUGAGUGGUAGUGGAGGUGGUGGUGGUCUGGGAGGUUGGGUCCAGGUAGCCUCAGUGAAACCUCAGGUUGUAACGCAGAUCAGCACGGAAGAGAACAGCCCGGCCCGUGAGCUGAUGUCCACCCCCCCUCCCCAGAGGAAUGGUUCAGUCCAUCUUUCAGUGGGGACCCCUCACUCUCAGGGGGGAUCAAGAGGGCCCAGUCCACACAUGGUUCGCAGAGGCACUAAGAAGCAGGCCCCCGCCCCGCCUAAACAGGCCAGUCCCUUCGCCUCCCAGUCAAGCAACACCCAAACACCCAGCUCACCUCAUCACCCAGCCGUCGCCCCCAGGCGCCACCCCAGCAAAGACAACAUAAUCCACGUCCCAAGCCACCCGCCCCCGCAGCCUCCUCAGGCCCACCAGGCCCAGGGGGAGUCAGAGCCCUCUCCCCCGAGCACUCCCACCCCUCCAGACACUCCACCUCACGACGCACCACACUCCAACCCCUUGUCUUAUCACCACUCCGGGUCCCUCCCUCGCCCCUCUAGGCCGGCCCCAAAGCCUCGCCCCCGACCCAACAUGCCCCCGCCACCACAGCCUGCAGCCAAUGAGGAUGGUAAUGGCCUCUUCGGCUCCGCCUCCAAGAUCAUAACAGAUGUCUGAACUGCCGGCCUGCCUGUAAGAUGAGCUUUGCAAAGGCAGGUAAUGACGGAGGCCUGGUCCUAAAGGGGAUCAGUCGAGCCUUCAUCCCCGAGGUGAUCGUGGACCAACAAGAGGAGAGCUCUGCUGGUCAAGAGCCCUCCGCCGCCACUGCCACCACCACAGCCUCUUCCCCCACCAACCCUGAGAUCAACACAGAGAGCACCGCGCUGUGAAAAACAUGAGGGAUUAUAGAAACCAUACUCCCCUCAGCUGGUCCAAGUAAAAGAUUUGAAUGUUAAGAAUUAGAUAUCAGCGAAGUAACUCAAACUCCAGCUCUUCACUCUGAACUCACAUAAUGCCAGGCUGCUAUCUGGAGAAUAAUGGCUACAUUUCUUCUGUUUUGCUGCGGUAUAACUAAACACACAUGUGCUGAACUUCAAGAGUAUCACAGACUCCUGCUAUUGAUAAUAAAGGUUUAAUGUUAUGAACGUUUUUGGAGGCAAUCUGUAAACAUGGUCUCAGCACCAAGUCAGAGCAAGCAAUUUUUAUUCAGCAGCUCAGAUCUGCUGAGAUACUUGAGUGUUAGCCACCGCUGAUGAUGUAUUUAUCAUGAAACUGAAUCAUUUUCAGGCAUUUUUGUAUUCUUUUUCCCAGAUAUUCUUUGUUUCAACUGGCUAAAUGUGAUGCUCAGCAGGGAAAAGCUUUCAGAUGUUACCACACUUCAACUUCGCUGUACAUGUGCAAGUUUAAACGACCAAAGAAAUGCAAGUGGGCCAAAGAAUUUAAUUAAGAUGAAGAGCUGUCAGGGCCUUUAUUAUGGAUGUUAAUGACCAAAUAUUUGAAGAGUGCAAUAUUAAAAUGCAAUCAUCUAAACACAGCAGGAAUGCUGUUAUCUUUGGUAUUCAGAUAGUUUUCCUUCUAGUAAUCCAGUGGGGUAGUAUUUCAUUGUUUGCCAUCAGACUUUGAUUUGAUUUCAAAUAUCCUGAAACAACUCAAAAAGUUAGCUUUUAUCAUUAAAAGGGAUUUUUCUAAGAACUGA
This is a messenger RNA of Notolabrus celidotus (New Zealand spotty), 4207 nucleotides long. RefSeq names its product Rho GTPase activating protein 17b (gene arhgap17b). Lineage: Eukaryota; Metazoa; Chordata; Actinopteri; Labriformes; Labridae. The coding region runs from base 901 to 3189 and encodes 762 amino acids. Gene Ontology annotation, biological process: positive regulation of GTPase activity; signal transduction; regulation of actin cytoskeleton organization. Gene Ontology annotation, cellular component: intracellular anatomical structure; cytosol; cytoplasm. The record is from RefSeq and is a predicted model, not a curated record. Gene Ontology annotation, molecular function: GTPase activator activity; protein binding. The transcript has 22 exons.